UUUACGAUUUGACGCGAGAGGUCCUCGUGGUUUCUUUAGUCGCUCUUAACCUCGUUGAUCAAUUACUGCAAGAUAAAAAUUUCACGACAAUUAUUUAGCACGAAUAUACGAAAUACCGAUUGCAAUACUAAGAAGACAAAAAAGUGACAAAAUGAGUUUAAAUCCGACCACAAAACAAAGAAUAGCCAUUGUUUUGGACGUAAGCAAAUUUGUGUUUCAGUGGGGCUUUAUUCCCGCCGUCCUCUUUUUAGGAUUCAGAAAAGGUGCAGACCCAGGCAUGCCUGAAUUAACUCUUAUGAACUUAUUGUGGCAGUAAAUUCUCUCUUCUUUUCAUUAAAAAAAAUUAUAUGUAUUAUGUAUGUUAUAUAAAAUACAUUAAUUGAAGACUAUUAUGUGAUUGUUUCCCCCAUACAAUCAGAGUAAUGGAUUGUAUUGUAUUGAAUAAAUAUUAAGA
Molecule: messenger RNA, 454 nt
Organism: Formica exsecta
Lineage: Eukaryota; Metazoa; Arthropoda; Insecta; Hymenoptera; Formicidae
Gene: Tom7
Product: mitochondrial import receptor subunit TOM7 homolog
Exons: 3
Coding region: 152-316 (54 amino acids)
Biological process (GO): protein import into mitochondrial matrix
Cellular component (GO): mitochondrial outer membrane translocase complex
Source: RefSeq, a predicted model, not a curated record